GACUAUUCCAACUACGCCACCUGCACCAACCCCAAACUCUCCUUCCUACACCACCCACCAUGCCCGCAUUAGACGUCCCUUCAGCCCUCGCGCGGGUGGAGUCUUCCACGGCAGCCGACAAGUCUGCUGGCUACAACGAGCUCCUCCAAGCAAUCCUCACGACGUCCACCCCAGACACAUUAGCAGCCAAUCUUAUCACCUACGUCAGAUCACUUCUCGGAGAUUCCCUAGGCAUAGUCGCCUCCCGUCCACUUCUCGCCGCCUUCGUCGACCAGUUCCGUCGUGUAGAGGAUCCAGAUGUCAAAAUCGAAGUGGGGCAGAAAGUGCUCGAGCUACUCGCGCCCAAAGUAGUUUCGUACGAAGAGCAGGACACUCAAAUCAAGGAGAUACUAGCGGAUGCGUACGAAACCCAGGAGGACUUCCGGAGCUCUGCGCAGAUCCUGCAGAGGAUAACGCUCGACUCGUCCCAGCGCGCGGUGUCGGACGACGACAAGGCGAAGGUGUGGAUUCGGAUCGUGCGGUGCUAUCUAGAGGAGGACGACCCGACGAAUGCGUUUGGCUAUAUCAAUCGCGUUAAGAAUGUUCUCUUUGGAGUGCACGACAAGGAAACCAGGUUGCAAUUCCAACUUAGUCGGGCCAGGAUCCUCGACUCUCAGCGCAGCUUCCUUGAAGCUAGCCAGGCCUACCAGAACCUGAGUUUCGAGACCAUCAUCGACGAGGAUGAGCGGUUGCGAGCUCUAUCUGCAGCCAUCGUGUGUGCUGUUCUCGCGCCUGCUGGUCCCCAGCGUGGCCGGACACUAGCAAGACUGUACAAAGACGACCGGGCGUCGCAGGUCGAGGAGUUUGGCAUUCUGGAGAAGAUAUUCUUCGAUAGGCUGCUGUCUCCCAAAGAAGUCAAGACAUUCGCUGAGAAGCUGUCGCCUCAUCAACUGGCGAAAACUUCGGACGGUUCAACGGUUCUAGACAAAGCCGUGUUGGAGCACAAUCUUCUCGGUGCUUCACGGCUCUACAACAACAUCGGGCUUGACCAACUGGGGGAGUUACUUGGUGUGGAUGCCGAACGGGCUGAGACAUAUGCUGCACAAAUGAUAGAACAAGGGCGGCUGGCUGGCCACAUUGACCAGAUUGACCGAUUCAUCUUCUUCGAGGGCGAAGGUAGUGGAGAGAGGAAGACUGGUCACGCGGAGAGGGUUGUUGGUAGAGAACUGAGGAAAUGGGAUGCGAAUGUUCAAAGUCUGUCAGAGGAGGUGGAGAAGGUGACGACUAUGAUACAGACGCAGUAUCCUGACUACUAUGCAGCUCACAUGGUACAUUGAGGCGCAGGCUUUCAGAGAAUGCAAAUAUAUCAUGGCGACAUACGUUAUGUGACGUUAGUUGGUCCGGCUGGCUCUGAAGGUAGGCAAGGUCCCAGGUAUUCUUCCACAGCCUUCGCUGGUUUCAAGAAAGAAAUGGACAGCAGGAUUUGCGGAGCAUCUCGAAGGUGCACCUCAAUCUUGACGCCGAUAUACCCGUUAGUAGAGUAAUAGAUUCCGGUCCAAAGAGACCGGAGAGACCUUUAUAUACAUGAAUCAGAAACCUGACCAAUGUUGCCCGUCACAAUAUCCCUUGACAUAGAUUAUACAAUUGAUGCGUUCGACGUCUCUGACUCUCCCUAUGGCUCUUCCACCUCUCCCACAUCCUUAACAUCCACCUCCAUAACCCUCAAAACCGUAUACCGAUGUUUGC
Molecule: messenger RNA, 1725 nt
Organism: Mytilinidion resinicola
Lineage: Eukaryota; Fungi; Ascomycota; Dothideomycetes; Mytilinidiales; Mytilinidiaceae
Product: COP9 signalosome-like protein complex subunit 4
Exons: 2
Coding region: 60-1316 (418 amino acids)
Cellular component (GO): COP9 signalosome; cytosol
Molecular function (GO): protein binding
Source: RefSeq, a predicted model, not a curated record